Molecule: messenger RNA, 1283 nt
Organism: Oncorhynchus nerka (sockeye salmon)
Lineage: Eukaryota; Metazoa; Chordata; Actinopteri; Salmoniformes; Salmonidae
Product: interferon a3-like
Exons: 5
Coding region: 29-556 (175 amino acids)
Biological process (GO): defense response; response to exogenous dsRNA
Cellular component (GO): extracellular region
Molecular function (GO): cytokine receptor binding
Source: RefSeq, a predicted model, not a curated record
CUAAGAGCGAAGCAAACGUCUAUUUACAAUGUAUACAAAAGAGAGCUGGACGUGUAUUUUUAUUAUUAUUUGCAGUAUGCAGAGCGUGUGUCAUUGUUGUGACUGGAUCCGACACCACUACGGCCUCUUGAGCGCAGAAUACCUUUCCCUGCUGGACCAGAUGGGAGGAGACAUCACAGAGCAGGAGGCCCCUGUCUUUUUCCCCGAAUUACUAUACCGACGCAUAGAUGACGCCAAGUUUGAGGACCAAGUCAUAUUCCGGAACGAGACCAUCUAUCAAAUCACAAAACUGUUUGAUGGGAAUAUGAAGGCUGUCACCUGGGACAAGAAAAAGCUGGACGAUUUCCUCAACAUUCUCGAACGCCAGUUUGAGAACCUUAAAUCCUGUGUAUCACCUGCCGAGAAACCUGAGAGGAGACUGAAACGCUACUUCAAGAAGUUGAAUAGGAAGGUUCUGAGAAAAAUGAACUACAGUGCGCAGGCGUGGGAGCUCAUCAGGAAAGAGACGAAACAUCAUUUGCAAAGAUUGGAUAUUUUUAAGGCAAAGAUGCACUGAUCAUCCGGACUCAUCUCAGAAGCUACGCCCUUAACAGUUUAUAAAGAAUGCAAACAAUCACGUGGGACCCUGUUAGUCUAUUUAUUAUAUUUAAAUGCAUAAUUUAUUGUUUUUUAUUAUUAUAAAUUAAUAUGUAUAUUUUGUAUGUCCCUUUUGUGCCUAUGUUGAACUGAACUGUAUUACCUUUCUGCUUGAAUAACCUGUGAACAAAAUUGCAUAUUGAAAAUGUGUGUAGUUGAUUUUUGGAAUUUACCGAAUCAAGGUAGUAAGAAUGAACACCAUGAGCGAAAAGGAAAAGUUAAGCCAAUGUCACCACACUAUACUCUCGAAAUCGGUUACCGUUUUUUUAUAUUCAAUAUUGAAUAUGGGGUGGCAGGUAGCCUAGUUGUUAGAAUGUUGGGCCAGUAACCGAAAGCUUGCCAGAUCGAAACCCCGAGCUGACAAGGUACAAAUCUGUCGUUCUGCCCCUGAACAAGGCAGUUAACCCUCUGUUCCUAGGCCGUCAUUGUAAAUAAGGGUUUGUUCUUUAACUGACUUGUCUAGUUAAAUAAAGGUAAAAUAAUUGUUUUUAUAAUUGCCUGCUGAAUAACUGCUUUCUGACCUCAUGAAAUGCAAUUCUAUGCAAAGAGAUGUAUGAAAACUUAACUUGCUGGACAAAAAAAAUCAUUCUUAUUCAUUUCACAAUAGCAAAUAAAGUGGGGCUUGUAAAGGGAAGCUAAAGCCUGAA